AUGCCCCGCGCGCCGCACCCGGCCGCGCCGACGCAUAAGAGAUGCUACUUGUGCCCGAAAGGCGUGGACGCCGUUGCGUUUGGCGGCAGCGUCGCGUUUGGCCCCAUCUUUCCGGCUGCCGCGGAGAAGAAGCGCCUGCUCUUCGUGCAUGAGCGCUGCGCAAAUUUCAGCGAGGGCGUGUAUGAGGAGAGCGGCCGCUUCCAUAACGUCCAGAAGCUCGUCGUUAAGACUAACAAGAUUGUGUGCGGGAGGGACGCGUGUGGGAGGGCGAGGGCCAAUAUUCAGUGCGCGGCAGACGGAUGUGGGAGAAGGUAUCACUUUCCGUGUGCAGUUGUUGAGGGCUGCGCCCUGGUCGAGGACGGGUUUAAGCUGUUUUGCACGCAACAUAGGGACCUGGCGCCAGUUAUCGAUGACACUGAGUUUCAGAAGACCCUGGGGAAUCCGGAGGAUGCGACUACCAAGGGGCAUGAGGAUGAUUGUUAUUUGUGUGGGAGCGGCGGGCGCAUGCUUAUGUGUGAUACAUGCGAGCGGGUCUCGCAUCCCGUGUGUUCUGGGUUGAAGAACAUUCCGGAAGGGGAUUGGAGCUGUGGCGUGUGCGCACCUGCAAAGCCUGUCCCGGUGGAAGAGAAGAAAACCCCAUCGGCGAAACGCCGUGGGGUAAAGCGAAAAAAGGGAUCAGCGGCCAGUCCGGGCUCGGCGCAGGAUGAAGAUUACGUGCCAAGUCACACGGCUGGCAGUGUACCAACCAAGCGGACGCGCAGGAUAGACGACAGGGGUAAGCGGUACGUCAUUGCUCAUACAGGCCUUCGUUCGGUAGAAAAGGAAAUCCUGAAGAUAGCUGCGAAAGUCAAGAAGGCAAUGAUAAGGACGGACGUUGAUCGCCGAGUAACAUACAUGGUUAUCCGAGCACAGUCGACAGAGGACACCCCAAUUCGAACGAUGAAGCUGUGCAAAGCUGUGGCAGCGAGAAUUCCAAUCAUGUGCUGGAAAUGGGUUCAAAAGUCGAUGAAAGCUGACGUGUGGGUUGCGGCGGAGGCAUACGUCCAUCCAUUGACAUGGCCAAAGGACAAGCCUCCAGUUUUUGAAAGUAUGAGGUUCUUUUUUGGAUGGUAUAAUGGUAGCAAGGAAAUGAGAGACGAUUUAAUGUCCGUUGUGAGUCUUGGAGGUGGCAUAGUUGUCAAUCGAGAACCGUCCGAGGAUUUGGGAGAUGGUGAGGCGACCAUGUGUGUCGUGGAUGAGGAAAGACAGAAGAAGGAAAGGACGGAUUCUUCUCGGCGAGAUCUAUCAGGUGGAGGCAAGGAGAUUUCUUCGACAUGGAUUCUUGAUCAGUGUACGAAAAACCGCAACUUGUAAGCCCCUUUGAGUCGCCCAUGUUGUUUUAGGAAGAACUAGCAAUCUCUUGGGAUUUCGCUCAAUGCUGCAUCUCUACAUGAAUCCAUUAUUCGUCACUGUAGUUGAUGUUCUACUCACUUCAGCAUACCUUUUUUAUAAAAAAAGAUGAAGAGUUGGUUGUGUCAUAUGAAUGGCUGACCUCCGAGUGA
This is a messenger RNA of Chondrus crispus (carragheen), 1541 nucleotides long. RefSeq lists its product as hypothetical. The transcript has 2 exons. Lineage: Eukaryota; Rhodophyta; Florideophyceae; Gigartinales; Gigartinaceae. Bases 1 to 1353 code for a protein of 450 amino acids. Gene Ontology annotation, molecular function: ubiquitin-protein transferase activity. The record is from RefSeq and is a predicted model, not a curated record. Gene Ontology annotation, biological process: negative regulation of fatty acid biosynthetic process; positive regulation of transcription by RNA polymerase II; double-strand break repair via homologous recombination. Gene Ontology annotation, cellular component: BRCA1-A complex; BRCA1-BARD1 complex; plasma membrane.